This is a messenger RNA of Salarias fasciatus (jewelled blenny), 644 nucleotides long. RefSeq names its product endothelin 3b (gene edn3b). The record is from RefSeq and is a predicted model, not a curated record. Gene Ontology annotation, molecular function: hormone activity; endothelin B receptor binding. NCBI's taxonomy places the organism in Eukaryota, Metazoa, Chordata, Actinopteri, Blenniiformes, Blenniidae. Gene Ontology annotation, cellular component: extracellular region. The coding region runs from base 162 to 644 and encodes 160 amino acids. The transcript is spliced from 4 exons. Gene Ontology annotation, biological process: vein smooth muscle contraction; regulation of systemic arterial blood pressure by endothelin; regulation of vasoconstriction.
GAGGAGCGGUGCGACAUGUGUUUUCUUCAGAUGCGCCUUUUGGAGUGCGGACCGCGUGAGGCGCGCACCGACGUCGUUCCAAAGUUUGUGGAUUUUCCGUGGAUUUUGGAGGGAGAUUAAACUGCACCUUUGUCAGGAUACGGCUCAUUUUGGGGAAUAUAAUGCUGUCCGUCUGCGAGAGAAACAUGCUCUUCAGAGUACUGGCAUUUAUUCUACUGCAAGGUGCUUUGGCAUCCCCAGCUUUGGUCAAACCUGAGAUCAUCCCAGGAGGACUCCCAGACUCGCAGGCGCUGGGGGGAUCCGCGGGUUCACCGCUGUCCGACGCACCAGGGAGCAAAUCCAGGCAAAAACGGUGCACCUGCUAUUCCUACAAGGAUAAAGAGUGCGUCUACUACUGCCACUUGGAUAUCAUCUGGAUCAACACUCCAGAGCGCACUGUGCCCUAUGGAAUGUCGAGCUACAUAGGACCCCAGCGAAACAGACGUGCUGCUGAGCUGCAACCAUCUGAACAUAAAGGGGCACAGAGAUCUCGCUGCACAUGCGCCGUGCCUGAUUCAGACGCCGGAUGCCGGGAUUUCUGUCAGUCGGGCCCCCUGCAGACUCUGCCGGUCAGGAGUCUCCACAGAGUCCCUGGCCUGGGAUGA